Molecule: messenger RNA, 908 nt
Organism: Rhincodon typus (whale shark)
Lineage: Eukaryota; Metazoa; Chordata; Chondrichthyes; Orectolobiformes; Rhincodontidae
Exons: 8
Coding region: 45-908 (287 amino acids)
Source: RefSeq, a predicted model, not a curated record
CAGUAGGAUUACGAGGCUGUCCCUCGUCGAAUGGAGGCCCUGUCAUGGCUACAGCAGUGACCACUUCAGGUUUGGCUGAGAGCUCCCACUUGUCUGAUGCCAGCUCUGCCCAGGGCAAGAUGCCAGACCCCAUCAAGAGGUUUCGGAGCAGUGAGCCAAAAGCAGUUGGUGUUGCGUUGUUGAUGUUGGGGUUAAUAAUCUUCACACUUGAAGUCAGGUACAUCUACAGUGUACCUUCAAGAGUCAUCCAGACUGGGGCAUCCUUUCUCAUUGCUGUGUUGUUUGUCGUCACAGGCAGCAUCGUGUAUAUCGGUGAUGAGAAACCGCACCAAGUACUUCUGAGAGCAUGCCUAGCCUGUGCAGUCCUCAGUGUUCUCAUCUCCGCAAUUGAAUUGAUCCUCUACCUGGUGGAUCUCAGCGAACACAGGAAGUUGCCAGUCAACUGCCUGGUGGGUGAGGACUACAGUCGAUGCUACCACCUCCUGAACAAACAGAAAAUGCUGUAUGUGUAUGUUCCGAUCUUUUACCUGCUGACACUGAGUGGGACGGUACUGUGUAUCAUCAUCUCUAUCAGCGUCUAUGAGGUCCUUCGCUCCUGGAAACCAGAAAUGGGCCAGUCGCUGCUAUUGUCACCUCCCCUUGACGUGGAAGGAGCUACUUUAAUAUCCCCGGAGCCGGACCAUGUGCCUACGGAACACCCUGAGCCAAUGCCGACUCGCGGAACCAGGGAUCCAAGGAAAUCCAAAUCUGGGGCAGGCAAGAGGCCCCUAAUGGUUGAGAAGUUUCUGGAAGGAAAGCCCAAAAUUUUAGGGAUCAUCCAUACAAAGUGCACUAGGGUGACAGAGCAGAGCGAGGAAUACAAUGCUGCAGCCGCAGAGACGGUGCACAGAAAGCGAAAUCAACGUUAA